GUCAACUCGUGAUUUGCCUUUAGCUUCGACGUGAAAACAAAUCGUCGUGUGACGCAGAGCGCGUAAUACGUUCUUCGAUGAAAUAACUUUGCGAAUAUGACGUAUCCGCAGUUACAUCAACAGGAAUUGAUCGAAUUGGCUGAAAUAGCAGGAAUUUCUGCGGCACCGCGUGUAUUUCGGAUACUGCUGGACUUGCUGGCGUUACCGGCAUCCCCGGAAGAUAUUUACACUCUCUUAAAAACGUUGUCACAAUCUCCGAGUCGACGAAUAAGCGACGAAAGAACGCAUGUAUUUGCGUCUCCUGUCAAGAAAUAGCAUAUUGUGUAUUAGAUUUAUUAACUCAAUUUAACAAUGGAUAUUAUGAAUCAUCUUAUAAGGAAGAAUAUGUAGAAAAAUAACUCGUAAUCUGUAAUUCAAUGAACUGUGAUUAUCUUUCUUAA
Molecule: messenger RNA, 440 nt
Organism: Dinoponera quadriceps
Lineage: Eukaryota; Metazoa; Arthropoda; Insecta; Hymenoptera; Formicidae
Product: mitotic-spindle organizing protein 2-like
Exons: 2
Coding region: 97-315 (72 amino acids)
Source: RefSeq, a predicted model, not a curated record